GUUUGCAUCCGAUGAGCUGCAGUCGCACAGUCCUCCCGCUCCUGCCGCUGCUGGAAGUUUUAAUGGGGAUCAUGACAAGCGGGGCACAGAGACACCAUCAUGAAGAGUAAUAUACAGAUCAGCCCUCAAAAUGUCUUCUGUGUCUUCCGUGCAUCUUCUAAGACAAUUGCAUUAGCCCGCCUGCUAGUUGACUAAUAGAAUUAAUAAUUGUAAAAAGCACUCUAAAGCCACAUGCCUUAUGAAGUCAAUGCUGGGUAUGAUUUUACAAAUAUGGUCCGGAAAAAGAACCCCCCUCUAAGAAACGUUGCUAGUGAAGGUGAGGUACAGACCCUUGAGUCUACAGGUACUGAAAGUGAAGAGUCUGGAAGGAAAAAAGAAUUUUCCGUAGAGCAGAUGCAAGAAAACACUGACCAGGGUGAUGCGGCAGAGUUAAAUAACAAGGAGGAGCUUUGCACGCAUGUCCAAGAGCCAUCUUCCAGCAUUAAAAAGGACUUGAAAAGCUCAGUGCUGAGUGAAAAGGCUGGCUUCAAUUAUGAAAGCCACAAUAAGGGAGGAAAUGUUCCAUCCUUCCCUCAUGAUGAGGUGACAGACAGAAAUACGCCGGCUUUCUCAUCUCCAGCUGCUGGGGGAAUCUGUGAGCCCUUGAAGUCUCCUCAAAAAUCAGAUGCAGAUGACACCCAAGAUGUGGUCUGUACCCCGUCAGGAGAUGCAGCGGAGACAAAUGAGGAGCAUCAGAUGUCGCCAAAAGCUUCAGAUGAAACAGUGCAAGUGCAAAGUGGUCAAACUGAUGGCCAAGGCUCAAGCCCGGUCCCCAUGGCCUCAAAAAACCCACAAGUGCCUUCAGAUGGGGGUUUAAGGCUGAACAAAUCAAAAGCAGAUUUGUUGGUAAAUGAUAACCCAGAUACGGCGCCUCUGUCUCCAGAGCUUCAGGACUUCAAAUGCAACAUCUGUGGAUACGGUUACUAUGGGAACGACCCCACAGAUCUCAUCAAACACUUCCGCAAGUACCACCUAGGACUGCACAACCGCACCAGGCAGGAUGCUGAGCUCGACACUAAAAUUUUGGCUCUCCACAACAUGGUGCAGUUCAGCCACUCCAAAGACUUCCAGAAAGUCAACCGCACUGUGCUUUCAGGGGUGCUGCAGGACAUCAAUUCCCAGAGGCCUGUCUUAUUAAAUGGGACUUACGAUGUACAGGUUACUUUAGGUGGAACCUUUAUUGGAAUUGGGCGGAAAACUCCAGAUUGCCAAGGCAACACCAAGUACUUCCGCUGCAAAUUCUGCAAUUUCACCUACAUGGGCAACUCCUCCACUGAACUAGAGCAACACUUCUUACAGACUCACCCAAACAAAAUGAAAGCAGCCCUUCCCUCCUCUGAUUCUGGUAAAACUUCAGAGAAAAACUCCAAUAAAUCCAGUCCUACUCUUCGACCAUGUGAUUCUGGAGACUUGGGGAAGUGGCAAGACAGAAUCACUGUAAAAGCAGGAGAUGAUACACCAGUUGGAUAUUCGGUGCCCAUCAAGCCAAUAGAUUCCUCUAGACAAAAUGGUACUGAUACAACCAGUUACUACUGGUGUAAAUUUUGCAGUUUCAGCUGUGAAUCGUCCAGCUCAUUGAAACUAUUAGAACAUUACAGCAAACAGCAUGGGGGAAGCCAGGCAGGAAGCCUUCACCCAGAUCUGAAUGAUAAGCUUUCUAGGGGAUCUGUCAUUAACCAGAAUGAUCUAGCCAAAAAUGCAGAUGGGGAGAUAGUGACAAAGACAGAAAAGGGUGCGAGUGUGGCAAAAAAGAAAGACUUGUCUAGCAAAGGAGCAGAGGACAGCAUGGUGACAAGCUACAACUGUCAGUUCUGUGACUUUAGGUACUCAAAAAGCCAUGGCCCAGAUGUGAUAGUGGUGGGCCCACUUCUCCGUCACUAUCAGCAGCUACAUAACAUUCAUAAGUGUACCAUUAAGCACUGUCAGUUCUGUCCCCGAGGCCUCUGCAGCCCAGAAAAGCACCUUGGAGAAAUUACUUAUCCAUUUGCUUGCAGAAAAAGUAAUUGUUCCCACUGUGCUCUCUUGCUUUUGCACCUGUCUCCAGGGGUGACAGGAAGCUCUAGAGUCAAACAUCAGUGCCAUCAGUGCUCAUUCUCCACUCCCGACGUGGACGUUCUCCUCCUCCACUAUGAGAAUACACACGAAGCCCAAGCGUCUGAUGUCAAACCAGAAACAAACACCCUGCCAGGGGCAGAGGGGCCGCUGACGCUCAAGGAGAACAAAGAACACUCAUGUACCAAAUGUGACUUUACCACCCAGGUGGAAGAAGAGAUUUCCCGACACUACAGGAGAGUACACAACUGCUACAAAUGCCGUCAGUGCAGCUUCACAGCUGUUGACACUCAGUCACUACUAGAGCACUUCAACACUGUGCACUGUCAGGAGAUGGAUGUCACUACAGCCAAUGGGGAGGACAGUCAUGGUAUUUCGUCCGUCAAGGAGGAGCCAAAAAUUGACCUCAAGGUCUAUAGUCUGAUUAAUCCGGACCCCAAAAUGGGGGAGUCCAUAUCUGACAGCAUAGUGAAGAGGGAAAAGAUAGAAGAUAAGGAAGUGCUCAAGGAGAAAGGUUGGACUGACAGUCCCAGUGAUGAUCUUCGCAACAUGACUUGGAGAGGAACAGACAUUUUGAGGGGGAGCCCAUCAUACACACAGACCAGUUUAGGCUUAUUGACCCCAGUGUCUGUUGGCCAAGAGCAGCCAAAGCCUUUAAGGGAUAGUCCAAACGUAGAAGCUGCCCAUCUUGCACGACCCAUUUACAGCCUGGCAGUGGAGAGCAAGGGCUUCCUGCAGGGCGUGCCAGCCGGGGCGACGGAGAAGGCCGGGCAGCUCACACAGCCCUAUCCUGGAUCCGGGGACAGCAAGGCCAAGGAUGAGUCCCAGUCCUUACUACGGAGACGUAGAGGCUCGGGUGUUUUUUGUGCCAAUUGCCUGACCACAAAGACCUCUCUCUGGCGAAAGAAUGCAAAUGGUGGAUAUGUAUGCAAUGCGUGUGGCCUCUACCAGAAGCUUCACUCGACUCCCAGGCCUUUGAACAUCAUUAAGCAGAACAAUGGUGAGCAGAUCAUUAGAAGACGAACAAGAAAGCGCCUUAACCCGGAGGCACUUCAGGCUGAGCAGCUAAGCAAACAGCAGAGGGGUAGCAGUGAGGAGCAAGUCAAUGGAAGCCCGUUAGAGAGGAGGUCAGAGGAUCAUUUACCUGAAGGUCAUCAGAGAGAAAUUCAGCUUCCCAGCCUUAGUAAAUAUGAGGCCCCAGGUUCAUUGACUAAAAGCCAUUCUGCUCAGCAGCCAAUAUUGGUCAGCCAGACUCUGGAUAUUCACAAAAGGAUGCAACCUUUGCACAUUCAGAUAAAAAGUCCUCAGGAAAGUACUGGAGACCCAGGAAACAGUUCAUCGAUAUCAGAAGGGAAAGGAAGCUCAGAGAGAGGCAGCCCAAUAGAAAAAUACAUGAGACCUGCAAAACACCCAAACUAUUCACCACCUGGAAGCCCUAUUGAAAAAUACCAAUACCCACUGUUUGGACUUCCGUUUGUACACAAUGACUUUCAGAGCGAAGCUGACUGGCUGAGAUUCUGGAGUAAAUAUAAGCUGUCUGUUCCUGGGAAUCCACACUACUUGAGUCAUGUGCCUGGCCUAUCAAAUCCUUGCCCAAACUAUGUGCCUUAUCCCACCUUUAAUCUGCCUCCUCAUUUUUCAGCUGUCGGAUCAGACAAUGACAUUCCUCUAGAUUUGGCGAUAAAGCAUUCCAGACCUGGGCCAACUGCAAACGGUGCCUCCAAGGAAAAGAGUAAGGCACCACCAAGUGUAAAAAAUGAAGGUCCCUUGAAUGUAGUAAAAACAGAGAAAGUUGAUAGAAGUACUCAAGAUGAACUUUCUACCAAGUGUGUGCACUGUGGCAUUGUCUUUCUGGAUGAAGUGAUGUAUGCUUUGCAUAUGAGUUGCCAUGGUGACAGUGGACCUUUCCAGUGCAGCAUAUGCCAGCAUCUUUGCACGGACAAGUAUGACUUCACAACUCACAUCCAGAGGGGCCUACACAGGAACAAUGCACAAGCUGAAAAGAACGGAAAACCUAAAGAGUAAACCUUAGCACUUAGCACAAUUAAACAGAAAUAGGUUUCCUUGAUGGGAAUUCAAUAGCUUGUAAUGUCUUGUGAAGACCUAUAAAGCACUUCAUAUAGAGAGCAUGCCUUAUCAAAUAUUAAAUCCCUUGUUCUUUUUUUUUCUUUUUCUUUAUUUUUUAACCUUUUUUUUCUUUUUCUUUUUUUUUUUUUUUUCCUUUUAAAUGAGUGGGUUACCAAGAGAAAAAGAGCAGCUGGACGGUGGCCAGAAGGGGGAGAAGAUAAUUAAAUGGGACAUGGCCCACCAAAGCUAGCCAGAAUGCAGUGAAUCAUGGCGAAUAACCUUGAGAAAAUUUUUCCGGACAAUUAAUACCUUUGCUGUUGUGUAAGAGACGAAACUGGCAAGUGUGCAAAGAUGUGUAUAUGUAUAUACUGCUGCAGGGGUAUAGUGAACAUAUGCACAUUGUAUAUAAGAACUAGACUUGUUAAAUAUACAGAUGUUAAAAAGUCAUUUUCAUUUCUUUUAAUUUGGGCUAAUUUCUGCCCGACAACAUGCCUUAGGAUCACUUUGUCCUCAAAGCUUUGGCAGCAAUUUCAUCUAGAUGUUUCUCAGACUCAGCUGAUUUUUAGCUACCAUUUUGUCACUACGUUCUUUCUGGCACACUUUAGUCUAGGAAACCAUUUUGUGCAAGUGAAGUCUCUAAUACAGAAGCCACACUCUGGGGUUAAUUUGUAUAGAACAAGGUAACCUGCUGUAUUUUAUUUUAAUAUAUUUUUAAUAUAUUACAUUUCUAAACCUUAAAGUCUAAGGUUACUUCUCCACAGGCUUAACAUUGCUAUACAUACCAGUCAAUCCCUUCAGUAGACUUAUACCAGCUUUUGCUAAGUAGCAUUAAAUGUCUUCAUAGUACUUUUUAAUACUUAAAGCUUUGUAAAAACUAUCCAUGAAGGGAAAGCUCCUCAGCAUAACUGCUCAGGGAAAUAGGGCUAAAUAACUAAAUAUUAAAUAAUUGGUUAAAGGUGCUGUUAGACGAGCCUCCAUGCUUGCUACAAGGGUGUACAAGAACUGACUUUAAUCAUUUUCAUUAUAGUGUCCCAACCAGUAGUUUAUUAUUUUGCCACAGGGAUGUAGAAGAUAUUACAAGCUACUGGAUGCACUGUCAGAUUAACUUAUUUCAUUAAAGAAGUUGGGAGAACAAAUAGAAAAAAACCUUAUUUUUCUAGUAAAUAUUAAUGUAUUACAUUUCAAAUAAUGGUGCCUGACAUAUUGAAUAAUUAUUUUCUACAGUGUACGUAUGCAACAAAGAUAUUCCAUCAUGCAUUAGAGUCAGUUCUGGCUCUGCCUCGCUGUUUACAUUUGCAAAUGUAGCAAACAAGGUAAUGAAGCAACUAUUUCUAUUGCAGUAGGUAUCUUUUUUUCUGUGUGUGUGCAUUAAAGUUGUAAACGAUAACAUGAAAUGAAUGAAAUUUGUUGAUAUUAAUGGUAUGGAAAAACAAGAAGGAAAUGAAAAUAUUUUUAUGCCUACUUAGGAAAAAAAGGGUAGCACUAUUCAUUCCAAGUACUUUUGUAUUCUUAAGCUCUUAACUCACAUUGUUAUGCUUAAAAUGAUAAACAUAUAUCCUCUUUUUAUUGCUUUGUCUGUGUUUCAGAAGAAACAUUUCAGAAAUUAUUUUGAUAAGUGCUGUUUGACGAUGCAGCACUGAUGUUUUAUUGCAUUCUGUAGUAGCAUUGCACUCAGUUUUUACAAUAUUACGCAGUCGCUUUUUUGUUUUGUUUGGGUUUGUUUCUUUUUCGCAGUGCAGGGUCUUAGUUCCUUAUGGUUGGAUGGCAGGUGUAGCUCAACUGGUUCAUGAAUGUUGCAGCGAAUGAAGUUAAAAAUGUUUUUUUCUGAUAUUAUGUUGUCUUUUAUUUCUCCAUUCAUGCAUUUUAUUUUCUAAAAUGUUCUACAAAAAUAUCUCUGGAUUAAGUCCUUACUUGAGAUUAUAUGUAAAGGGUCCUAUUCUGAUCUCACUUACAUGCCGCCUUUCUCAGAUUUUCAUGUAAUUGAAACUAAAGCAUCAUAAAACAAAAAAAAAUUCUUGUAUUUAACUUACCUGAAUCUCACCACUCUCCCUUCUAGAAUUUGGUGCACUUAUAAGAUACUUAACCAGAUAGACAGGGAGGUGGAAGAUAAAAGGAGAGGUGAUAGGAAAUGUCUUACAAGGAGUUGGCAAAAGGAAAACCAGGGAGGAACUGGCCUAAACGUUCAGCACUUUGAUAGUCUUUGGAAAAAUAAUGUGCCUAAAGCAGCCAGCAAUGAACAUCACCAUGCAAGAGAAGCACUUACACAGCUGAUCACCAGAGGUCUCGCUGACCUUGGCAGAAUUUUAGGUGUUACAUUUUCACGCAGAUGAAAUGUUAUUGCACAGUUUCUCUGAUUUGUUAGGCACAGACAGGCUAUUGUUCAGCAUUAGGCGUGCAUUCCUCCCCGCUCCGCCCAUUGCUUCUAUACUGGUGAGCAGCAGCGUAUGGCAAGUCCCACUCAAUCUGUUCAUGGUUGAGUUCUAUAACCCUUCAAUAGUGUUCUAGGUUAGUAAAGGAUAUUGGGCCACAUUCUUCUGUUUUUUAGAUGAAUUUCCAGCUUGAUACCAGUGCCAGACAAAGUCUGGUUAUGUUUUUUACUAUUGUUCUCCAAUAAUAAGUUCUGACUUGGUUUUUGUGGAUUUUGUUGGGUAUUUUUUUGUUUCUUUUUUUUUUUCUGUGGGGACUGAAAUAGGUUGCCCUCUUCUUCUACGUCACAGUCCAGUGUGUAUCCUUUCCAGCUUUUCCAAGAAACAUGUUAGACUCACUAAGCAGUGAUUUUUAUCGACUUCAGAGAUAGCUGCCUGCCGGUUUUGAGUAGUUACUGGUUCGACUUACUUCAUCUGAGACCUACCAGUUCCUGUGGUUUCUUCAUUGAUAGAAGCUGCAUCUUCAUGGCAAAAUAUUUUAGGGGGGAUAUGCGCAUUGUAAGACUUGAGCACCACCCUGUACUUCAUAACAGCUCUGGAUAAACUCGGAAGCAGAGGCCAAUAGCAAGAAAUACACGUAUCAGGGUUUGGGCAUGAGGAGAAAUGAAAUCUUAUGUGUACAAAGAACAAGACAGAUUUUUGAAUGUUAGUACUGCACACCUAGAUGGUGCAAAUAAAAUUUGAAAAAAGUUCAUUGUUCUUUCCGUGACAUAUUGAGAUAUUAUAAGAUUUCUGCUUUGUAGGAAAUGAGAUUUUGCCAUGGCGUGUUCUCUUUUACUGGGAUGAGGGGAGCACAGUUUUGUUUCUUAACAAAAGAGAAGUGACUCCAUCAGACCCCGUCUUUCAGAGCCCCUCAUGGUGGAUAUUAAUCCAAAGAAGAACAAAUCCUGACAUGGAAAAAGAAUACUCUUAUUUAAAAACUUUCAGAUGGAAACCAGUGUUAGCACACACAAGUCAUUACUGCACCCAUUGCAUUUUGAUCAACGUACAGCACUAAAAAUUGAACUUUCAAGGAAUCAUUCUUCAUUCUCAAUUUGUCAGUCUUUUAAGGUGUUGUACUUCACUGACUAAGGAAUGGUAGUUUGAGAUGUUAAGAUCAUAAUCAGGUUGCAGAACAGGAUCACUCCAUAUGGCAGGAGCCACCACACAGCAUCCUCUGCAAACCAGACUGUCUCUAAGAGUAUCACCUUGUGGCCUCUGCCCUCUGGGUUAAUGCCACCAGGAGAUAAAGAUUUUCCAGAACAGUUUGUGUUCAAGUGCUGAACUGAGAGCGCUUUCCAAAAGAAAUUUUGCACCUGAUUGACACUCUCCCCCUUAAUUUUUUAUGGGCCAUCCAGAAAGGGGAAGGACACUUUAUACUUUGCCUAAAAAAAGGUACUGAUGCACAUUGUGACAGUUUUAAAGAGAGAGAACACAGGCACGUGGUGGGCGAGUGAUUAUUUUUGCAGUUAGAGGGUCAGCAGGACAAAAGUGACUGAUGCUCAUUGUAUACAGUGUUGAAAUGUGGUGGUUGUGCAAUGGGGAGACCUGAUUUAGCACCCCUGAGUUAGUACUCAGUUCAGGGACGGACUUUCAAGUCCACCUUUGGACUGGACAGUAUUGCAUUGUAGUCAUAACUGCUUGCUUUAUGUGCUAAGGAGUUGUCCACCAUCUGCUUUUUGCCCAGGAUGUCUAAACAAAUUCCUGUUCUUGCUCCUGUAUUGAUUUUUCUUGGCUGACUUAACAUUCUAAUUCCUAAUACUGGUCAGGAAAAGCCAAAGAGAUUAGAAGUUCACUUCUGUUCAGCCAGAAGGGUAAAUAUAUUUCUUUCUACUUCUGUGGUUAAAGUUAUGCUUGACAAAGAAUAGUGAGCACUUUGUCAAACGUGAUAGAUAAGUGAGAAAUCCCUUCUAAACUUCUCUAUACAGUUAAGGUGGGCCAAAUAGAAUGGUUUACAUAAUUUCCUCACUUCAGAAUAGGAUUCUGCCCUACUCUCUUCCUCACAAUUUCAUGUCGUUCAGCCAACUCUGGAAAGCUGGCAGUUGGUGAGAUGCUACCUAUAUAAUAAUCACAUAUACCCCGAUUUACCUCUUUUUUAAGAGGAUAAAAUACAGUAAUGUAAUGGCUGCCAGCCAGGUAAAUACCAGUUUCAUUCAGUAAAGUAAGAUUCUUAUAAUAAACAUUGUAACAGCAACCACAGUUUUCCAUUUCUAUCAUGUUGGCCUCUAAGCUCUGUGUAGGAGAACAGGAGAAAGGAAACAUCUCAAGAUGCCAUUGUAAAUUUAGCUUAUAGAAAAUUCACCAGCAGGAAAAGGGGAAAAAAAGGAAAAAAAAAAAAAAAAGAAAAAAAUUACUUCAUAAAGAAUGACUUCGUGUUGCUAAAAACCAACAUUAAACUUGUAGCCCUGAUUUGACUCUAGAAUGUUGGCUCUUAAUGUUUUGUCCUUACAACACAUGGAUGUGUUUUUUGUUUUGUUUUGUUUUGGGUUUUUUGUUUUGUUUUGUUUUUUGGUUUUCAUAGUGCAUGUUCAUUUCUACUCACAAACAUGUUCUUGGUGUAUUUCUUAUGCAAACAAUCUUCAGGCAGCAAAGAUGUCUGUUACAUCUAAACUUGAAUAAUAAAGUUUUACCACCAGUUAUAAA
Molecule: messenger RNA, 9206 nt
Organism: Colius striatus (speckled mousebird)
Lineage: Eukaryota; Metazoa; Chordata; Aves; Coliiformes; Coliidae
Gene: TRPS1
Product: transcriptional repressor GATA binding 1
Exons: 7
Coding region: 232-4116 (1294 amino acids)
Biological process (GO): regulation of transcription by RNA polymerase II
Cellular component (GO): nucleus
Molecular function (GO): DNA-binding transcription factor activity; RNA polymerase II transcription regulatory region sequence-specific DNA binding; zinc ion binding
Source: RefSeq, a predicted model, not a curated record